GAAGAAUUUUAUUAGAAAGGAGGUGUCCAUCGUGCAUGCAUGUAAAAAGGAAGUGGGGUGUUUGUGCCUGCGAGUUCUAUUUUAAUGGCGAUCCGUUCCCGUUUGAUCUCUCUAACCAACCUUAUAUAACCCUUCGGUUUCUAAGAAAAUCACCAAAAGGGUCCUCAGGAAUCGGCGAAAUAAAUCCUGGGUACAUCUUCCUUUUCCCUUUUGAAGAAGCGGUAUUUACAUAUGCUUGCUCACGGUGGCGCACCAUCGGCGAUCAGGGGAGCUCGUGAGGUCCACGUCAGAACGCGGCGGCGGCGAGGGAAGUACUCACAACCGGCAGUCCCAGUCGGCAGGGUUUAACGGAGCUGAAGAGGCGGCUGUAACGACGACAAUAGCUGAAUCCGUGGAGCCUGUGAUGUCAGAGUAUGGCAGAGCCGGAGAGUUGUCGGCAAUGGUUUCGGCGCUUACGCAUGUGGUGUCAUCAGGUUCAUCUGGACACAGAGACACUAAUGAAUGGCUCCAAGGAAUAAGUGGUUUUCCUAUGAUGUCACCUUUUGGUCAUGUUUCAUCUCCUCGUCUGUCUCCUUCUUCAUCUUCCUCAGGUCCUCUUAUGGGCUCUGCCUCUGGUUCAUGGCUAGGUCAGAAAAGAGGCCGUCAGGAAGAAGAAGAAGCCGCAUUCAAAGCCGCCAUUGGUGACUUCGCUGCAUCAUCACAGAACGAGUCUGCAUCAACAGCAGUGACGGAGGUGGAAGCUUCGAAUAUCACUGCAACUGACGCACCGGUGGUGGCUACUUCGGCCUUACCGGUGAUGCCGUCGAGUGAAACUGUUUCCUAUGAAGAAACAGGGGAGAGGAGGAGGAGGUACAGAGGGGUGAGGCAGAGGCCUUGGGGUAAGUGGGCAGCGGAGAUUCGCGACCCCCACAAGGCGGCAAGGGUCUGGCUUGGCACGUUCGACACGGCGGAGGCGGCCGCGAGAGCUUAUGACGAAGCCGCAUUGAGGUUCAGGGGUAGCAGAGCCAAACUGAACUUUCCGGAAAACGUCAGAGCAGUUCCGGUGCCCGUUCAAAAUUUUCCUGCCACCACCCACGUCCUUCAGCAGUCCCCGGCGGCGCUUCCGUUCAUGCAGGCGUCGUCUUUUCAGGGGCCCUCUGAUUUGGUCAGAGACUAUUGGAAUUACUCCCAGAUGCUCCAGAGUUCCGGCGACUUCCAAGGUCAACGGCAACCACAGCCGCCGCAGCAGAUACCGCCGGGUUUGGUGCAGCAAUGGCUCUACAAUUCUCAAUUGAGUGCUCUUCAAUCGUCUUCUUCGUUGUUUUCACCAUCAUCAUUGUCGUCAUCUUCAUCUCCCACUACAUUUUCACCUUCUAGUCAGUUAUCCCCUGCUUCAUUUCCCCUAACUUCCGGUCAGCAAAUAGGCUAUUUCCGACCACCGGGAAACCAGACUCAGGGCGGAGACACCUCGUAUUUUCCUACGUCAACAUGGUCAGACACCGGCAACUAUCCUCCGCCGUCCAGGUGAAGAGAAUUCUUGAAAUAAAUUUGGUGUCAAAGUAUUUUGUUGACUAAAUUGACUAUGAAUAGAUGUAUAAGCAUAUACAACAACCAUACGUUAGUCAUUUAAACAAACAAAAACAAAAAAAAGAGUGUCCAUACCAGAAAUUGUUGGUCUCCAUAUGUUUAUAUUCUAUUUAUAGUUAAUUCGGUCUAUACAAAUUUGAUACAGUAGAUCUGCUAAAAAAUUUCUUUUUAUUCAAAGACGUUAUUUAUUGUCUUUACAAUAUGCAGUGUAUUGCAAAGAAAAGGAGUAUUUCAAUUUCAAUUUCAAUUUUAUUGUUAAUUUUAUUUAAA
This is a messenger RNA of Neltuma alba, 1836 nucleotides long. Its product is annotated as ethylene-responsive transcription factor ERF110-like. The record is from RefSeq and is a predicted model, not a curated record. NCBI's taxonomy places the organism in Eukaryota, Viridiplantae, Streptophyta, Magnoliopsida, Fabales, Fabaceae. Bases 404 to 1507 code for a protein of 367 amino acids. Gene Ontology annotation, molecular function: DNA binding; DNA-binding transcription factor activity. Gene Ontology annotation, biological process: ethylene-activated signaling pathway; regulation of DNA-templated transcription. The transcript has 2 exons.